Sinocyclocheilus rhinocerous is the source of this 927-nucleotide messenger RNA. RefSeq names its product G-protein coupled receptor 15-like. Gene Ontology annotation, biological process: G protein-coupled receptor signaling pathway. The record is from RefSeq and is a predicted model, not a curated record. The transcript has 2 exons. Gene Ontology annotation, molecular function: G protein-coupled receptor activity. The coding region runs from base 1 to 927 and encodes 308 amino acids. Gene Ontology annotation, cellular component: membrane. Lineage: Eukaryota; Metazoa; Chordata; Actinopteri; Cypriniformes; Cyprinidae.
AUGCUCACCUUUAACCUAACCGUUCCACUCUCUGUUGACUUUUCGCGUCCUGAAGAUUAUUUGAUAUUUAUUUUUCAUAUCCUGUUUGCCACAGGUUCGGCUCUGCUGGCAGGGUCAGUAGUCAUCGGAAUCAUGAGCACCAGAGCCCUGCGCUCCCAAAACCGCUUCAUCUUCAUGUUAAACACCAGCAUCAGUGACACUUUAACCGGCUGCUCUGUCUUCUACCUCGGCCUGUUUGACGUCCAGGAGGGCUAUCCGUCCCGGAACGGCACUUAUUACAUUUUACCAUCAUUUCUAGGAGUGAACGUGUUGACAUUUGUGUUUGCACAGUUUGAUAGAUACCUGGCAGUGUGUCACCCCUUCUUCUACAAGCGGUACAUCACGCGCGGGGUUGUGAUUGGCGUCUGCGCGCUCUGUUGGAUUUACACAUAUUCAAUUCUAACUGUUCAAAGCGUCGUGCCAGUUGCAUUCGCCGCUCAAAUGAACGCUUUUGGGGUCAUAGUCCUGCAGGUGAUCGUGGCCGUCAAAGUUUUAAUGACCAUCAAACUGUACAUGAUCACGAGGUAUCAGCUCGGCCGAGAAGCGCCCGGCAGCGACAAGGACAGCAAGAAAGAAUCGCUACGCAUUAUCGUUUUUGUGGUCAUUUGUUUUCUCAUCUUGUGGGCUCCGUCUUUUGUGAACAUCUCGGUGAAAUAUGUCACUAAGAACGGACUGAGGUUCAAAAAUGAAGCCACGAAUCUUUUCGCGAUCAUGGCGCGAUUUAACGCGCUCAGCACGCCCGCGCUGUACAUCUGGGGCAGUCCAGCGUUACGCGCGGCGGUCUGGAACUCCGUGUGGAGUAAAGUAUUCAAGAGAAGAAAGACAAGGGUUGACUAUGGUCAUAUGAAACCCAGAAAGGGAGGAGAGAGAAUCCUCAGCAUCACAUAG